Molecule: messenger RNA, 6340 nt
Organism: Chroicocephalus ridibundus (black-headed gull)
Lineage: Eukaryota; Metazoa; Chordata; Aves; Charadriiformes; Laridae
Gene: SAMD4A
Product: sterile alpha motif domain containing 4A
Exons: 12
Coding region: 396-2513 (705 amino acids)
Biological process (GO): nuclear-transcribed mRNA poly(A) tail shortening; negative regulation of translation; regulation of mRNA stability
Cellular component (GO): P-body
Molecular function (GO): protein binding; translation repressor activity; mRNA binding
Source: RefSeq, a predicted model, not a curated record
UGGGGUUUUCCUUUUAUUUUUUUGGGGGGAGAAUUUUUAAAUUUUUUUUAUUUUUUUGGCCCCCCCCCCCCUUCCAUCCCUCCCUCCCCCCUGUGUGUGGCCGUAAGAGAACCCAGCACCGCACCGAAAGCCAGAAGAGAGGGAGCAGAACCCAACCCAGGCCGAAAGCUGCGUCCGAAACCAAAACCCACCCUUUUUAUUGCCAAGGGAGAUUUGGUUGUUUUUGUUUGUUUUUUUUUUUUGGGGGGGGGGAAUUUUAAUUUUUAUCGCUGUUUUUUUUUUAACCCUGCCCCACCGCAUAGGGGAGGAAGCGGAGUCGGGGCAAAGGGAGGCUUUCCUGGUUAUUUAUUUUCUCCCCCUCGCAGAGGUGUCUCCUCCGGCCGCCGGCUUCGACCAUGAUGUUUCGAGACCAGGUCGGCGUCUUGGCCGGGUGGUUCAAGGGCUGGAACGAGUGCGAGCAGACUGUUGCGCUGCUCUCCCUGCUCAAACGCCUCAGCCGGACCCAGGCUCGCUUCCUCCAGCUCUGCCUGGAGCAUUCCCUGGCAGACUGCACCGAGCUCCACAUCCUCGAAGGGGAAGCCAACAACCCUGGAAUCAUUAACCAAUGGCAACAGGAAUCCAAGGAUAAAGUGAUUUCCCUAUUGUUAACCCACCUGCCUUUACUGAAGCCCGGAAACAUUGAGGCAAAAGUCGAAUACAUGAAACUCUUGCCUAAAAUCCUGGCCCACUCGAUCGAACACAACCAACAUAUCGAGGAGAGCAGGCAGCUGCUGUCCUACGCCUUGAUACACCCUGCCACCUCCUUAGAGGACAGGAGCGCCCUGGCCAUGUGGCUCAACCACCUGGAGGACCGCACGUCGGGUGGCUUCGGCAACCAGGGCAGAGGUCGGUCGGAUUCGGUGGACUACGGGCAGACGCACUACUAUCACCAAAGACAAAACUCCGACGACAAACUCAACGGAUGGCAAAACUCUCGAGACUCGGGCAUAAGUGUCAGCGCUUCCAGCUGGCAGGACAAAAACCUGGCCUGCGAGAACGGCCAUCUGCCCCUCUACUCCUCCUCCUCCGUCCCCACAACCAUCAACACCAUCGGCACUAGCACAAGCACCAUUCUCUCAGGCCAGACACACCACAGCCCUUUGAAACGCUCUGUGUCCCUUACCCCACCCAUGAAUGUGCCAAACCAACCUCUAGGACAUGGAUGGAUGUCUCAUGAGGACUUACGAGCUAGAGGACCCCAGUGCAUCCCUUCCGAUCAUGCCCCCCUGUCUCCACAAAGCAGUGUAGCCUCUUCGGGAAGUGGUGGGAGUGAACAUUUAGAAGAUCAGCCUUCCGCUCGUAACACAUUCCAGGAGGAAGGGAGUGGGAUGAAAGAUGUCCCAGCCUGGCUGAAGAGCCUCCGGCUGCACAAGUACGCCGCCCUUUUCUCGCAGAUGACGUACGAGGAGAUGAUGGCCCUUACCGAAUGCCAACUCGAGGCACAAAACGUUACCAAAGGCGCAAGACACAAAAUAGUCAUCAGUAUCCAAAAGCUAAAAGAAAGACAAAACCUGCUCAAAUCUUUAGAAAGGGACAUCCUGGAAGGUGGCAACUUGCGUGUCCCGCUGCAGGAACUACACCAAAUGAUCCUCACCCCUAUCAAAGCCUACUCUUCCCAAAACUCCAGCACGGAGGAGCAUAGCCGGGAUGCAGACUCGCAUCACCCCUCCUCGCUGCUCGGCUCGGACAGCCAAGGCUCUGACUGCAAGGACUCUGCGGCAGGGGGGAUGCAGCAGCACCAUUUGCCAGGAUGCGAGGGCGAGUCGGGGGGGGCCCCUUUGCCUGAAGGUGACCUGCCCGGACAGUUCACCAGAGUGAUGGGCAAAGUAUGCACGCAACUUUUAGUUUCCCGACCCGAUGAAGAGAAUAUAAGUUCCUAUUUACAGCUCAUAGACAAAUGUCUGAUCCACGAGGCGUUUACAGAGAUUCAGAAGAAGCGGCUGCUGUCAUGGAAACAGCAGGUGCAGAAACUCUUUCGGUCUUUCCCUCGGAAAUCCCUCCUGGAGCUGUCAGGCUACCGGCAGCAGAGGAGCCGAGGCUUUGGCCAGUCGAACUCCUUACCGACAGCCGGAUCUGCAGGGGCGGGACUGGGCCGGCGAAACCCCCGCCAGUUCCAGAUCCCCUCCCGCAACCUCCCCACUGCCCGGCUGGGGCUGCUGGGCCCCAGUGGGCUGCUGGGCACGCCCCAGCGCAGCCCCGCCGCCAGCCCCGCCAUCCUCAAGCAAGGCAGACAGAACCUCUGGUUUGCCAACCCCGGGGGCAGCAACAGCAUGCCCAGCCGGAGCCACAGCUCGGUGCAGAGGACACGCUCGCUGCCCGUCCACACCUCCCCGCAGACCAUGCUGAUGUUUCAGCAGCCAGAGUUCCAGGUGCCGGUGACUGAACCUGACAUCAACAACAGGCUGGAGUCCCUGUGCCUGAGCAUGACGGAGCACGCGCUCAGCGAUGGCGUCGACCGAACCUCCACGAUCUAGAAGGCGUCGCGACGGGGACGCUGGCCGGGAGAACAACUGCUGCGGGUCCAGCGGCGAGGUCGGGGCUUGCAGGGAGCCCCAGCGAUAGCUUGCAUCCUUUCUCCUCCCUCUCCUCCUCUCCUCUCCUCUUUCUCUCUCUCUCUCUCUCCUGUUUUAAUUUUGUGAAUGUGUAGAUUGUCCUUGUGAACAUAUCAUUAGACUUGGAAUUUGUGUUGUCAUUUAUUACAUCCAUGCUAGGGGGUGGGGGCGGGGGUGGGGGACAUGAACAACAAAAACGGCAAAAAAAAACCUCAAUGGCGAUGAUGAAAAAGCAUGGGGAGGGUAAGGGGGGGAAACGCGGCAGGAGAGUGCUGACAACGGAGGGUUCACCACGGGCAAACCCUGUUUCUGGACGAGGAUACGAAUGAAUAUCGAAUAUCACGCAGGGGUGUGUGACCAAAAACCCUUUUGGGGAGGAUUUGCCUGUUGUGCCGGGGGCUUCGGGGCCAGUGGUCCCGUCCUUUGAGUUUCCCUGCAUUCAGGCACGGACUGGCCUGGAGAGCCCAGAUUUUUUUUUAAAACAAAACAAAACAAAACAAAGAAACAACAUAAAAUAACCCCAAAAUUUCCUUUUCAGUUUAGCCCAGAGCAUCCGCAGUUUCGAGGCAGCGUUGUGCACAGGGCGGCAGAGGCAGAGGGUCGGUGGGUGUGCCCCCCCACACUCCAUCCCUGUCCCCGUGCCCCCGGUGUGGGUCGGGGUGCGGGGACGUGGCGGGGGGAGCAUCUCGCCCGGCGGAGGGUUCUGGGGGAUGUUGUUGAAGGGGGGAGAUGCUGGGUGAGUGUCCAUGUCUCUUGCCUGCGCGGGUACCGGGGAGAUGCUGCAUCCUGGCUUUACACAUCUCCCCCACUUGCCAGCACCCAGCGAUGAGGGGCUUUUCCGGCCCCCGGGGCAGGGGGGGCAACGAGGGAUGAAGGAGGCCUGGGAGCACGCGUACGGUUUAAUUUAGCCAAACAAAACCCAAAGGACACCAAAAUGCAGAUCCACAAUCCCAUUUUUCUUGGCAUUAAUCGUGUGCUGGGGAGAGGACGUGGAGGGUGGUGGCUCGGCUGCCCCCUCGCCCGAUGUUGUGCUGCUUUUUUUUAUUAUUACGGGGAGAUAAAUUUGGUCCGAGGGCAUUAAAGAGGUAAAACCGACCCGGCGCUGCUCAAGCCUGGGCUCAAAGUAAGAGCGGGCCCAGGAAAGCCAUUGGCGCCCGUAGUGAUGCUCAGUGUAGCGAUGGCUUCGUUGCUCCGUCCUCUCUGGUGGAUGUGGUGAAGGACUAAUAAUAAUAAAUUUAAAUUAUUCCCCAAAUGGGCUCGGCCGUGAGCACCCAUGGGCAGCAGCAGCACGUGCUGGGACCGGCCAGAGCGGGGCUGGGGAUAAGGGGGGAACCGGAACAUCGGCUUCGGAGGGGGGAGAUGUGUGAAUCCAUUUGCCAUGCAGCAUUUUAAAGUUGUGGUUUUGUUUUUUAAAAAAACCACAAAUGGCAAAGUUUUUAUGUUUGCUGUUCCUUGGUGUUCUGCUCCCUGGCAGGCAUGAGACGGGGGGUGUGCGGGGCUUGGGGUGGAAGGGGGUGGGGGGUGGGGUGGGGGAGCACAGAAGGGAGAACCCGAAAGCGAGGGAGGUCAGGAGGUGGUGCGAGGACGAGGAGGUGAAGGCGAAGCAGGGGCCGGGGAGGGGGUGCUGAGGACCUGGGUCAUUCCCCGCCCCCCCAGCACCCCCAGGUUGUACAAAACCGAGGUGGGAACGCAACCGCUGGAGCAGAGGCCUUCCCCAGGGGAGGCUCAAAUGUAUUUAGGGAGCUGAAUUCUAUUUAUUCCUUCGCAGACUAUAGAAACAGAGGUUAUGUGAGCAUUAAGAGAGAUCAUUUUGGAUAUAUUACCUAUUAACUUGCUAUGGCUGGUAACCAUGAUAGUGUCUGUUAUUAACAACCACCAAAUAAUUCAAUUGUUUUUUUUUUCCUUUCGUUAAAAAAAAAAGGCAAAAAAAAAAAAGCUUAUUUUCCAUUGACAGUGUAUAGGUUAAUAACGCCUUAGUUGUGUUUGCUGUUUCUUGGGGGUUCUUUUAUUUUUUUUUUAUUUUUAAGUAAAAAAAAAACCAAACACACCAAGUGGCUUCAGUCGCGUUCGGGAAGUCCCGCCUGGCUCUGGGCUGCCUGUGCUGAGUGCAGGCAGUGGAGCUCCAGUGAAAAGAAGUAUGAAAAAUAAAUAAAAUAAUGAUGAUGAUGAUAAUAAUAAUAAUAAUAAUAAUAAUAAUAAAGCUCGAAUCCUAAAAGAAAAUUAAAAAAAAUUUAUAAAAAGAAAAAAAAGUAAAAAAAAUAAAACACCAAAACAACCCAGCAGUUGCACGAGUGAGGCUGUGAAGUCAAAUCUUUAGUAAUAAAGCGGCAGUGCCUUUCUUUUUUUUUUUGUAUUCGCCCAUUCACCCCCACCUGCAACUGUUCUGGACCGGGCGAGGGAGGCGUCUCGGCCGUGGGGGGCUCUGGGCCUGGGGUGGGCAAAUCCCCCCCCGCCCUCCUGCAGGCAGCCCCCGUAUCCCCCCCACAGCACCCGCCGGGGACCUUUUUACUGGUGCUGUUCCCCUGAGCCGUCCCCGGCUGCAGCUCAGCGCCCAAGUGUCCUUGGGGCCGAGGGAUGCUCCCCAUGGCUGCAACACCCCGUGAAUAAAAAUUAAAAAAAACCACAAACACAACAAAAAAACCAAAACUAAAACCAAAACAAAACUUUUUUUCGGGGUGUCCUUUUCCCACCUCCCCCUCUGGGGACAAGCCCUGAGCUCGACCGGACUUAAGCUGGGCUUUGCCUUGGUUUGCUCAGCUCAUCGAAAAGUUUUUGGGAGGUGUGUAUGUGGGGAGGUGGGGAGCGGGGGGUGUGUGGGAUGUUAAAGCCCGGCCAGCAUCCAGCAGGAAAAAUCCAAAACUGUGAUUUACGCCCGCCGGCAGUGCGGAGCGAAGCUCGAGUGUGGUCAGCACCGAAGGGAAACUCUUUUCUGUUGUCACCUUUCUCCAUGUCGGGGUGCAGCCGUGCCCCAGGGUUGGCUUUCUGAAUGUGCCUGAUGGAAAACUGGGGGGGGGGGGAGGGAAAGGUGGGAAGGGUCCUGCAGACGUCUAUAAUUUGCACACGGCAGCGAUAACACUAAAGUUGAUUUUAUACGAGUCAUCAGAGUUUGCAAAGUGAGUUUUAUUUUUUGUAUUCCUUUAUCUUUACUUAAAGGUGAAUGUGUAUUCCUCUGGGAGGAACAGGAAGAAAAAACAAAACACACACACAAAAAAAAAAAAAGGAAUGUUAAUAAUGUUAAACAGAAUACUUCCUCCCUUAUUAAUAUAUAUAUAUAUAACCCUUAUGUAUUUAUGCAUAUUGUAAGCUUACUUUAAAAAGCUUUGAACUCUCUUCUGUUGCAUGCCGUUCCCGGGCAGCCUUUUAUUGUACAUGCAUGCCUUCAGUCCUGUUUUUUCUGUACAAAGUUAGUGCACAAAAAGAACUAUUUUUGCCUAGUUAAUGUUGCCGAGCAAUGCAUAUUUUUUAAAAUUAUUAUUCUUUUUUUUUUUUUUUUUGGUCAUAUAUGGAAACAGCAUGUUUGUUACAUGUAAAAGCUUCCCGAUAUAAAGAAAUACUAAUGUUUGGAGAUGCCGGUCUUUGCAAGUGUACAGUUUUCAAAUGUUGUUCCCAGUGAAACACCCUCGUGAUUUCCACUUGCUCCAAUGUAUUUAUUACUCAUUUCCUCCUAUGUUACUAGGAAUCAUGGCUAUAUUUCAUAUCAACGUUAUAUUGAAAGUGAAGGGAGAUGAUUAAUACAAGGUUUUGUAACA